AUGUCAUAUCUGUUUACCUUUUUCGUGAUUGUGCACAUAUACAAGACGCCAACCGAUUAUAUGGGUGAUACUGACAGCAUUUCAACUAACUACACGAUGGACACCAACCAGAAGGACCAAGAGGGUUCAACAGCUGCCAGCAGUCCUUCAAAGAUAGAUCUCACCGGAAUGAAGCCCCAACCACUUCCAAUAGCGCCCAAUAUGAUUGAUGGUUUAAAGCCUGUUAGGAGAACCAAGAUUGGCGAUAUUAAAUCUUUGUUUGAGCCCAAAGGUGACGGUUCGCAGAUUGUCCACUUGCUAGCAGAAAUUAAGGAUACACUAGAAGAACAGAAUGUUGCUAAGACGACGCCCAAUGCUGAAUUAUCCGAUAUUAAAGAAUUGUUGAUAAGCAUGGUUGACAGAUCAAAGUCCAAUAAAGCUCUUCUCAACACCUUGAUACAGGAGGAGAGUACACCAGAUAAUGAAAUGCUUGUGGAAAUCAGGGACAUGAUCUUCAAUAUGAUAGAUAGAUCCAAGACGAACAAAUCGUCAUUAGAUGACCUUAGAGGCCAUUUCGAUGAGCAAAUUUCAGAUAGGUUGAGUCAAGUCUGUAAAACAGUUGAACAGCAGUCAACGGAUAUUCACGAGAAGAUGAAGACUUUAUUGGACAGUAAGGUCAAUAGCUCCUUACUUUCUGAAUUGGAUAGCAAAUUAGGUAAUAUUGUUGACCAUGAAACGGAGGAACUUAAAUCUCUGAAAGCAACAGUUUCCAGUUUGACCAAGAAGUCGGAUAUACAAGGAAUUGAAUUGAAGCUCACAGAUUUUUCUGAGAGAAUGGAAAGACUUCAAGAGAGCAAUGAUUUGAAAGAUUCAAGAUUGGAGGAAAAGUUUGACAAGUUAGUGCAGGAACUAACAACAAACAACACAAAACUAGAAUCUCGACAGGAAUUGAAGGAGAAAGAGUUGGAACAAAAAAUAGUUGGAAAGGACGAAAUUAUCGAUGUAUUGAAACUAGAGAUUCAUGAUCUUCACAGGAAAUUGCAAUAUUCAAACGAAAAACACACAAACGAAUUGGAAGCCAAAAGUAAUGAAAUUCUAAGCUUGCGACAGCUAUUGAAUGAUUCCAAUAUGCAAAAUACUGCGAUCCAAGAGGAGCUUUCCACUUUAAAGGCCAAAGGCUUAGAAUCGUCUCAGCUUCAGGCAAGCAUCGAAGAGAUGAAAAGAGAAAAGUCAGUGCUAACAAGAACUUUGAUCUCUUCAUGUGCCCGUAUCAAAAACCAACAAGAAGUUUUCCAACUAUGGAGUGAUAGAACAGAAGAUAUAAAGUCUAAUCUGCUCACCCUCCAAGAAACCUUAAAAAGUGACCGCUCGUUCAUAAUCCCUCUGAAACGACCGUCAACUGAAGGAGUUGACCAACUUCAGGAAUCGAAAAAUUCUCCCAAAAAGCAUAUCGAAGUACAUCACGAAGAAGUUGGUAACAUUUCCAACGGUUCUAUUAUGAGUCCCAUCUUCAUGGAGAAACUCUCGCCCAAAAAAAGAAUUGUCAGCUCCCCAUCCAAGAUACUAUCCAAUCGAUGCCUCAAUAGUAACAGCGCCACACCUUCCAAAUCCCCCAUAAGAUUGUCUUCAACAAAAAAUUUUACAGAACAGGAGAACUGA
Komagataella phaffii GS115 is the source of this 1638-nucleotide messenger RNA. RefSeq lists its product as hypothetical. NCBI's taxonomy places the organism in Eukaryota, Fungi, Ascomycota, Pichiomycetes, Pichiales, Pichiaceae. Bases 1 to 1638 code for a protein of 545 amino acids. The transcript has a single exon. The record is from RefSeq and is a predicted model, not a curated record.